Molecule: messenger RNA, 431 nt
Organism: Vitis vinifera (wine grape)
Lineage: Eukaryota; Viridiplantae; Streptophyta; Magnoliopsida; Vitales; Vitaceae
Product: protein BRICK 1-like
Exons: 2
Coding region: 1-258 (85 amino acids)
Biological process (GO): cell motility; regulation of actin polymerization or depolymerization; actin filament organization
Cellular component (GO): SCAR complex
Molecular function (GO): protein-containing complex binding
Source: RefSeq, a predicted model, not a curated record
AUGGCGAGAGCGGGUGGGAUCACCAACGCGGUGAAUGUGGGAAUUGCAGUGCAAGCAGAUUGGGAGAACCGGGAAUUCAUCUCUCACAUUUCCCUCAAUAUCCGUCGCCUCUUCGAAUUCCUCGUCCAAUUCGAGGCUACAACAAAGAGCAAAUUGGCAUCAUUGAAUGAGAAGCUUGAUACGCUAGAGCGUCGUCUAGAAUUGCUUGAAGUUCAAGUGGGUACUGCAUCAUCCAACCCAUCUCUUUUUGCUACAUGAUGUCCAAGUGGGUACUACAUCAGCCAGCCUAUCUCAUCUUACUACAUUGUGUUUACUGGAUCAUAUUGUUGUAGAGUAAUAGCUUACCCAUAAGCACCACUUGUCUUGCUUGUGAACAGAUUCUGUUAAUCUUGGAAACCAUUUUAAGAUUAAUAUAUCCAUGUGGUUUCAUA